AUGCUCUCGCAGGUGAUUGAGAUUGCAGAGGCCGAAAUACCAUCAGGGCAAGUGUCGCCUGUGAGGAAGCCUGUGGACUUUAGUGAACUCCGAAAGAAACAUAUUGUCCUAGCAGGCACCAUCUUCACCUUCAAUGGCUUUCUGGGUGCUUCACUUCCCUCGGGAGCCUCGCCGACAAUAGCACAGGCAUUUCAAGUAUCUGAAAGCGAUGCCCGCCUCGUGCUCCUGAAUUCGCUGUACCUCGUCGGUUUCGUGGUCGGCCCAUUGUUCUUCGGACCCCUGAGCGAAUACCUCGGGCGCCGGCCCGUCCUCAUCGCCACCUAUCUAGCGUUCACCCUGUUCACUCUGGCGUGUGCACUGUCACCGACGUUUGAAUCACUGCUAGCCUUCCGGUUUCUCUGCGGGCUCAAUGCGUCGGUCCCCAACGCCGUUCUCAGCGGGCUGUACAGUGACAUCUAUGAAGAUCCGGAACGACGCGGCCGCGCCAUGGCCAUAUUUAUGUUCGUGGCGAUGGCUGGCCCGAUGGCGGGACUUUUGGUCUCCGGGCUUACGGUUCUCCUCUCGUGGCGCUGGGUAUUCUGGGUAGCGCUGAUGGCUGCUGGGGCUGGUCUCCCCGUGAUUCUUCAGAAGAACGCGAUGAAGGACUGCUCUCAAGGGGAGACCCGUCAACCUCACGGAGCACAGGCCUUUUCAGCCAGGAAGAUAUUCAGUCGGCCGUUCCUCAUGCUUGUGAGAAAGCCCAUCGUUGCUUUCACAUCCCUGUACCUUGCUGUCGUGUACGGGAUACUUUUCUUGUUCUUCCAGGCUUACCCUGUGGUCUUCCAAGGGCUGUAUCGUCUUUCGACUAGUGAUAAUGGGUUGGCAUUUAUCCCUAUGAUUUUCGGUUCGCUUCUCGGCCUAUGCCUUGUGCUUGUCUGUGCCUCAAUUCAUACCAGAGCCAUGGCAGCAAGCAAAUCCUGGGCUUUGGUCGAAGAAUACCGUCGUCUGCCACUGGCAUGUGUCGGGGCUGUUUCAGUUGCCAUAGCGCUUUUCUGGCUCGGCUGGAGUUCCUAUCGCAGAAUCCACCCAGCUCUACCCAUGAUGGCUGGGAUCUUCUUUGGUUUCGGCUAUUUUCUGGUCUUCGCCGCCAUGUUGAACUACCUGACGGAUGCUUAUAAAGAAGCCUCGGCAUCUGCGCAGGCGGCCGCAAGUGCAACUAGGGCCAUAAUGGCGGUGGUUCUGCCUUUCGCCGCGACCCCGAUGUAUAACCACCUGGGCAUCCACUGGGCAAGCUCACUCCUGGGGUUUUUGGCUUUUGCCCUGGCAGGGAUACCAUUUGCCUUUAUUCGGGAUGGGUCGCGACUGAGGCAGAGCAGCGGCCUUGCGGUAGGAGGGUAA
This is a messenger RNA of Aspergillus aculeatinus CBS 121060, 1377 nucleotides long. Its product is annotated as MFS general substrate transporter. Lineage: Eukaryota; Fungi; Ascomycota; Eurotiomycetes; Eurotiales; Aspergillaceae. The record is from RefSeq and is a predicted model, not a curated record. Bases 1 to 1377 code for a protein of 458 amino acids. Gene Ontology annotation, biological process: transmembrane transport. Gene Ontology annotation, molecular function: transmembrane transporter activity. The transcript has 6 exons.